Messenger RNA from Ziziphus jujuba (common jujube), 2081 nucleotides. Its product is annotated as RNA polymerase sigma factor sigA. The transcript is spliced from 10 exons. The record is from RefSeq and is a predicted model, not a curated record. The coding region runs from base 343 to 1875 and encodes 510 amino acids. Gene Ontology annotation, molecular function: DNA-binding transcription factor activity. NCBI's taxonomy places the organism in Eukaryota, Viridiplantae, Streptophyta, Magnoliopsida, Rosales, Rhamnaceae. Gene Ontology annotation, biological process: DNA-templated transcription initiation; regulation of DNA-templated transcription.
AAGAUAAUUCAUACGUCAAAAACAAAAAGAAUAAAAAGAAAAUAAUAGGAAAAAAAAAAAAAAAGGGUGAAAAUUUCAUGUUCCUACAACAACUACAAAGGAAAGCGGUUCUCUCCGGCUACAAAAUCCAAAAUCCCAACUGUUAAUGCUUAAUUUAAUUCAUUCAUUGUGUUCGCUUUGGUUUCUCCGUCAAUCCGUAAUUCUCUUUUUCUUAGUUGUCCUUCUCUAACUAACCGGCACAGCAAUAACUCUCAGGAGGGGAGGGGACUUAGAAAUAGAUUGAGUUGGGCAGAUUUAUUAAGAACGUGUUAUGGUGAUUGUAUAUGAGCGAGUAGAAGCCAUAUGAUGGCCACAGCUGCAGUUAUUGGGGUCAGUACUGGGAAGAGGCUGUUGAGUUCCUCCUCCUUUUAUUCUGAUAUCACAGACAAGUUCUCCUCCUAUGUUAACGAUCACAACCAAUUUGCUUCUGUAAAAAAUGUGAUCGUUUCAAGGAAAUCUUCCAACUACAGUCCCCCCAGUUUUCCAUUUUCAAAUCAGCAGGAACGGCAGUCAAUCAGGGUUCUGAAAGAACAUGUAGUAGAUACUGCAAUUGAUCCUUCAACUGCACAGCCAUGGUUUCAGGAAUCUAACGACUUGGAGGAGGAAGCCUCCCAUCUUGGAUAUUCUGUGGAGGCACUUCUUUUGCUGCAGAAGUCUAUGCUGGAAAAGCAAUGGAAUCUUUCUUUUGAGAGUAAAGUGUUAUCUGAUUUACCAAGGGGGGAAAAAAACAGUAACAAUGCGCCUGUCACUUGUUCUGGGGUGUCUGCUCGGCAGCGGAGGAUGACUGCUAAGAAGAAAACUUCCGGCAAAAGCACUUCUUUCGUGCAACCUACCAUCGCUAAGCAUUUGGGAGCAACUAUCAGCCCAGAGCUACUUCAGAAUCGUUUAAAGGGUUAUGUGAAGGGUGUAAUUAGUGAAGAGUUACUCACCCACGCUGAGGUUGUACGUCUCUCUAAGAAAAUUAAAAUUGGUCUUUCCUUAGAGCAGCAAAAAUCUAGACUGAAGGAGAGACUGGGAUGUGAACCCUCUGACGAACAACUUGCAGCUUCAUUGGGGAUUUCUCGUUCUGAGUUACAGUCCAAAUUGAUUGAGUCUUCUUUGGCGAGAGAGAAGUUGGCAAUGAGUAAUGUACGUCUAGUCAUGUCCAUUGCUCAGAGAUAUGAUAAUAUGGGUGCUGAAAUGGCUGACCUGGUUCAGGGUGGUUUAAUUGGACUAUUGCGAGGGAUUGAGAAAUUUGAUUCUUCAAAGGGAUUCAAAAUUUCUACUUAUGUUUAUUGGUGGAUACGUCAGGGUGUUUCAAGAGCACUAGUUGAAAAUUCAAGAACCCUGAGACUUCCUACUCAUUUGCAUGAGAGGCUAAGUUUAAUCCAAAAUGCAAAAGUUAGACUGGAAGAGAAGGGAAUUACUCCAUCAAUUGAUAGGAUAGCAGAAUGCUUGAACAUGUCCAAAAAGAAAGUUAGGAAUGCUACGGAGGCAAUCAGUAAAGUAUUCUCACUUGAUAGGGAGGCAUUCCCCUCUUUGAAUGGUCUUCCAGGAGAAACUCAUCAUAGUUACAUUCCAGAUAAUCGUCUGGAGAACAUACCGUGGCAUGGAGUAGAUGCAUGGGCAUUGAAGGAUGAAGUGAGCAAGCUCAUAGAUACGACACUGGGGGAACGAGAGAGAGAGAUCAUACGCCUCUACUAUGGUCUGGAUAAUGAAUGUCUUACUUGGGAGGAUAUUAGCAAGCGUAUAGGUUUGUCCAGAGAAAGAGUCAGGCAAGUUGGACUUGUUGCCCUGGAGAAACUAAAGCACACUGCUAGAAAGAAAAGAAUGGAGGCAUUGCUUGUCAAACAUUAAUUUGGUACGGUGUAUUACAACACAGAGACUGUAUAUAUACAGAAAGGAAACUGUAUCUUCCAUUUAUUCUCUGAUCUGAAUUAAUAUAGAGGAAUAUUCAAGGGUCCAUAACCCUAACUUUAUGUAACUAGUAAGAAACACCUACUAAAAGCUGAUACGUUGGAGCAAAAUUUUUACUAUUAAUAUUACACGUUUUUGAGAUAGAA